Messenger RNA from Anoplopoma fimbria (sablefish), 954 nucleotides. RefSeq names its product fatty acid binding protein 3, muscle and heart (gene fabp3). Bases 174 to 578 code for a protein of 134 amino acids. The transcript is spliced from 4 exons. Gene Ontology annotation, biological process: fatty acid transport. Gene Ontology annotation, molecular function: fatty acid binding. The record is from RefSeq and is a predicted model, not a curated record. Gene Ontology annotation, cellular component: nucleus; cytosol. NCBI's taxonomy places the organism in Eukaryota, Metazoa, Chordata, Actinopteri, Perciformes, Anoplopomatidae.
CAUGCUGCUGACUGAGCUCUCUGCCUCUCCUCUCAUUCUCUGCCUCCUUCGCUUUGCCGGCACACGCACAUAUAUAUACACACACGCACACACACACACACACACACACCACCUCUCUCUCUCUCUCUCUCUCUCUCUCUCUCACAGCCUCAUUCCUCCACACCGCUGCAGCCAUGGUUGACGCUUUCGUUGGCAAAUGGGAACUCAAGGAGAGCGUGAAGUUUGAUGACUACAUGAAGAAGCUGGGUGUGGGCUUUGCUACGCGUCAGGUGGGAAACAUGACCAAGCCCACAACCAUCAUCUCAAAGGAAGGCGACGUGGUGACGUUGAAGACCCAGAGCAGCAUCAAGAACACAGAGCUCUCCUUCAAGCUGGAUGAGGAGUUCGACGAGACCACCGCCGACGACAGGAAAGUUAAGUCCCUUGUAAAAAUAGAGGGUGGGAAGUUGGUGCACGUACAGAAGUGGGACGGAAAAGAGACCAGUCUGGUCAGGUCCAUCGAAGGCAACAACCUCACACUGACACUCACAAUGGAUGAUGUCGUUUCCACACGUCACUACGUCAAGGCAGAGGCCUGAAACCUUCCUCCAGCAUCUUCUUGCCUCAGCUAAAGCCCUGCAACCCCACUUAAACCCAGCCGAGCUUCUGCGGAUUCCCUUCAAUGUACAUCCAUACUGUACUCUAAGUAUUAACUUUACUGCUGACUGUGACCUCCCUUUUCUUUUUAUUUGUUGUUUCGCCUUCUGUAAGAAACACUGAAUAAAUUCCAAUGAUUUGUUGUUGUUUUUCUCUAAAAAUAUCAGUCCAGCACUUGUUAUUGUUUUUUUGAAAAUGCACAGUGCCUAUGAUAAACCUGGAAAAGUGUUUGAAAUUGAAAGCUUGCCUACUGAGGGCUGAAAUACAUAAAUAAAAGUGUCUACACUGUUGAACAAACUGGUAAAACAAUGAAAAAUG